Molecule: messenger RNA, 3346 nt
Organism: Capra hircus (goat)
Lineage: Eukaryota; Metazoa; Chordata; Mammalia; Artiodactyla; Bovidae
Gene: SVOP
Product: SV2 related protein
Exons: 16
Coding region: 263-1909 (548 amino acids)
Biological process (GO): transmembrane transport
Cellular component (GO): membrane
Molecular function (GO): transmembrane transporter activity
Source: RefSeq, a predicted model, not a curated record
GGGCUCUCCCCGCCCCCCUCCGCGCGCACCUCGCUCUGCCCUCCGCCGCCUCCUCUCCGCCCACUCUCGCCGCGGUCUCCUGGCGGCGGCGGCUUUGUCUCGUGGGCUGGUCCCUGGCGGCUCCCUCCCCUGAACAGCUGCCACCGAGGGAGGCAGCCGCGCGGGUCCGGCAUCCUAACGCUGAAGCCCCCGAGCGCGCGCUCGUCAUCCACCACCACCAUGUAAGGGCCAUGAACAGGGCUCGUCCUGGCGCAGCGCGGACAUGGAGGAGGACUUAUUCCAGCUCAGGCAGCUGCCGGUGGUGAAAUUCCGUCGCACAGGCGAGAGUGCAAGGUCAGAGGACGACACGGCUUCGGGAGAGCAUGAGAUCCAGAUUGAAGGGGUCCGUGCAGGCCUAGAGGCCGUGGAGCUGGACGAUGGGGCGGCCGUGCCCAAGGAGUUUGCCAAUCCCACCGACGAUACUUUCAUGGUGGAAGAUGCGGUGGAAGCCAUUGGUUUUGGAAAAUUUCAGUGGAAGCUGUCUGUUCUCACCGGCUUGGCUUGGAUGGCCGACGCCAUGGAGAUGAUGAUUCUGAGCAUCCUUGCACCGCAGCUGCACUGCGAGUGGCGGCUGCCCAGCUGGCAGGUGGCGUUGCUGACCUCGGUGGUCUUUGUCGGCAUGAUGUCCAGCUCUACCCUCUGGGGAAACAUCUCAGACCAGUAUGGCAGAAAAACAGGACUGAAGAUCAGCGUGCUCUGGACCCUGUACUAUGGAAUCCUCAGUGCGUUUGCGCCCGUGUACAGCUGGAUCCUGGUGCUCCGGGGCCUGGUGGGCUUCGGGAUCGGAGGGGUCCCGCAGUCGGUUACACUGUAUGCUGAGUUCCUUCCCAUGAAAGCCAGAGCUAAGUGUAUUUUGCUGAUUGAGGUGUUUUGGGCCAUCGGGACAGUGUUCGAGGUCGUCCUGGCUGUGUUUGUGAUGCCCAGCCUGGGCUGGCGCUGGCUGCUCAUCCUCUCAGCUGUCCCACUCCUCCUCUUUGCGGUCCUGUGUUUUUGGCUGCCGGAGAGUGCGAGAUAUGAUGUGCUGUCCGGGAACCAGGAGAAGGCCAUCGCCACCUUAAAGAGAAUAGCCACGGAAAACGGAGCUCCUAUGCCUCUGGGGAAACUCAUCAUUUCCAGACAGGAAGACCGAGGCAAAAUGAGGGACCUUUUCACACCCCAUUUUAGAUGGACAACCUUGUUGCUGUGGUUUAUAUGGUUUUCCAAUGCGUUUUCUUACUACGGAUUAGUCCUGCUCACCACCGAGCUCUUCCAAGCGGGAGAUGUCUGCAGCAUCUCCAGCCGGAAGAAGGCAGUGGAGGCAAAGUGCAGCCUGGCCUGCGAGUACCUGAGUGAGGAGGACUACAUGGACCUGCUGUGGACCACCCUGUCUGAGUUCCCAGGUGUCCUUGUGACUCUCUGGAUUAUUGACCGCCUGGGCCGCAAGAAGACCAUGGCCCUGUGCUUCGGCAUCUUCUCCUUUUGCAGCCUCCUACUGUUUAUCUGCGUCGGAAGAAAUAUGCUCACUCUGUUACUCUUCAUUGCAAGAGCAUUUAUUUCUGGAGGCUUCCAAGCAGCCUACGUUUACACACCUGAGGUCUACCCCACGGCGACCCGAGCGCUGGGCCUGGGCACCUGCAGCGGCAUGGCGAGGGUGGGCGCCCUCAUCACUCCGUUCAUUGCUCAGGUGAUGCUGGAAUCAUCCGUGUACCUGACGCUGGCCGUUUACAGUGGCUGCUGCCUCCUGGCCGCCCUGGCCUCCUGCUUUUUGCCUAUUGAGACCAAAGGCCGCGGACUGCAGGAGUCCAGCCAUCGGGAGUGGGGGCAGGAGAUGGUUGGCCGAGGGGCGCACGGCACAGGUGUCGCCAGGUCGAACUCGGGCUCUCAGGAGUAGUGACCGAUGGGGGGCUGCACUGGUCUUUGAGGCUGUAGAGCAUGAGGAGCUGGUGGAGCCCAGCGGGGGCACCGAUCGUCACUGCCCACAUCAAGAACUCAUCCAAGGGUACCACCCAGACCAACAAGGUUUUGUGUCUUGACUGUUUGCUCAUAUUCAUCAAGAUCCACUGGGGGAUGGGGAGGCCUUUGCUUUGGGAGGUUCUCUGUGUGUGUGGAGGCCUGUUAAUAACCUGUGAAUCUGCAUGGGAAAGCUACCACCUCAGAAGUGCCCAGUGACACCAGUAGCCAGCCGGACACCAUCCAGAGUCAGCCAGUCACACCCUUGGUGAACAACAACCAAAAGAUCUCUGUAGAUACAGUCCAGGCUCGGACCGACCCUUGUGAGAUCUGGCGUCCAGUAAGAUGACACAGGCCAGCCACCCACUGAAUCUGUUCCUAGGUUUCUCCUGCAUCCCCAGCCCCAGGCUUUCUUUGAAAGCAGGUGACCUGGGUGUGGCCUGAGCAGCUUUUUCUUGAGUCUGAGAAAUGCUCCUGGGGAAGGGGCCCCUCAGUUUGCAUCCCCAGGGCUUGAGUAGCAGAGACUCUGGAAGAUGGAUAUGCAUUUGAACUUGAGUCUCUUGCAUGCUUCCACCUAGCCUCUUCUUGGAGUCACUGUCUCUGGUUCCAGGGGAUCCAAAUGUGACCACGAGAACAGCUGGGCUUGCACCAGAUGACAACCUCAUAGAGUUGUUACCUCCAGGAAUUGGGGGUGGAGGUGAAAGGGAAGUGAGAACCAAGCCCACAGCUGAAGCAGGGGCCUGCCCUUCGGAAGUAGAAAAGGCCACUCUGGGGGGCUUCUUUUCUGGCUGCCUCUUCAGUCAGGCUGACUGCUGACUCUUGGGGCAAGAAAACAGUUAAGUCAGGUUUCAGCAUUUGGGAGUUGAGUGUGGUAUGUGGCUAGGGAAACAGAAAGAGGCUCCCCCAACCACCCACUCCCAUCAGGGUCAGGGGACCAGGAUCCCUUCCUCCCUGGAUUCUCUGCCACCCCUGCAGUCAAGGGCUGGUUUGGUCUUUCCAUAGAGGCAACUCCUUGGGUUCCCGUGAUGGACCACAUGGCAGGGAUGCUGUGCGGAGGAGGAAUGGGAAUUCCAGAUGUAUGAAAUGUGUAUUUUCAAAGAAAGAGCAGAGAGGUCAACCAGGUUUGGGGGUUGCCUCCAGAGGAAGGGCAGAUGCUGUUCUCAGCAGACAACAUCCACUGCCAGGGUUUGGUUUCUAUGAGCCUUUUCCCCAUCAUGAGGCAGAAACCUAGGGAAGGAGGGCAGAAGCUUCCAGAUCCCAUCAAAGGCCAGAGAAGAAUGACCCUCUGCUUGGAGAUGUCUGCUUGAGGUAAACAUUUCGAGGAAGCCAAAUGUGUACGUUCAUCUUUAUUAAAACAUGUUGGUGAUGGACAUUGAAA